AGGUCGAAUAGUGAUAUGCAGUAGUGCUAGCACAUUGUUUCCGACAGCAGGCAAUGGUCCUUAUGCUUGCUCAAAGUUUGCCGUCCAAUCCUAUUGUAUCAUUAUUAGGCAUGAAUUGCAACCAUUUGGUGUGGAUGUGAUAGAGAUUGUUCCGGGAUCUUUUGAAUCUGGAAUGCAGAAUGCUGAGAGGUUAAUAAAAAUGGUGGAUGAGGUAUGGUACCGAGCACCACAAAAGUUGCGUGAUGAAUAUGGACAGCAUUAUAACGAGAAAGCAAAAAAGUUUACAAAUGAACUGCAGCGAAGUAUAGUAGACCAAGAUACGACAUGGAUUAUCGAUGCUUAUUACGAAGCAAUCGUCGCAAAACGGCCAAAACUUUUGUAUCGAGUUGGCUGGGACAUAUUCUAUCCGUAUUCAUUCCUUUCAUGUCGUCUACAACUUAUUGUCAUGAAAUUACUAAUGCACAUCACUGGGGCGCCAACACCGCCGACGACGACAAAAAAUAUACAUUCAAAAAGUCCAGAAAAAAAAGUCGAUUAA
Molecule: messenger RNA, 538 nt
Organism: Acanthocheilonema viteae
Lineage: Eukaryota; Metazoa; Nematoda; Chromadorea; Rhabditida; Onchocercidae
Source: the annotation of a GenBank genome assembly